AUGUUUAUACAGAAGCUACGACGGGGUGUCUCUUACGCUGGAUUCUAUUGCUUCACUGCUGCUCUCACAUUCUUCUAUACGAACAACACAACAAGAGCAGGAUAUUCCAGGGGAGAUCAGUUUUAUGCAUCUUACCCUGCCGGCACGGAACUUUUGACCGACACAGCUAAGCUGUACAAAGCGGCGCUUUGGACUUGCUAUGAAUCUGAGGAUUGGGGUCCUGUUGAGUUCUGCAUAAUGGCUAAGCAUUUUGAGCGCCAGGGAAAAUCUCCAUACGUUUACCACUCUCAAUACAUGGCUCACCUUCUUUCUCAAGGCCAACUCGAUGGAAGUGGCUAGUGGCAUCCAAUGAUUUAUAAACAACUCUUUUUCUCAGCUUUGUAUCUAAUUUUUGUUGUAACAAAACUGAACCUUGUUAUCUCGAACACUUGUAAUGCCAUGGUAUAAAACCCGGAGAAUGGACUGUUCUGAUCCGUGCUAAGAAAAAUAAGAGCACAAAAUGCCUGUAAAAAGGCAGAUUUAGACAAUUGUUUUAUAUCCGUUGAACACCUUCUUUGUUCC
Camelina sativa (false flax) is the source of this 561-nucleotide messenger RNA. RefSeq lists its product as uncharacterized. NCBI's taxonomy places the organism in Eukaryota, Viridiplantae, Streptophyta, Magnoliopsida, Brassicales, Brassicaceae. The record is from RefSeq and is a predicted model, not a curated record.